AGCUUAGAUUCAAACGCCAACGGUCAAUACCAGCUGUUAUUUAUCAGCACAAGUUAUUUACAAUCUCUAAAGCUGUCGCAUAACUUUCUCAUCACUUCUGGGUCUGCAUUGCGCAGCUUUAUUUCAAUAUGGCUUCUCACACUCCGGCCGUUGUCAUGGACAACGGUACCGGUUACUCCAAGCUUGGUUUCGCUGGAAAUGAUUCUCCCUCCUUCGUCUUCCCUACCGCCAUAGCGACAAAAAAUGCCGCAGGAGCUGGUGCAGGUUCAGGAUCCGGGCGUCCUGCAGUUGCCAACAAGCCUUCAUAUCUUAUAGGUGGUGCUGGGCCAGGAGGACAUCUUUCAAUGAAACGUGGAACUGAAGAUCUGGACUUCUUUAUCGGAGACGAGGCAUUAGCAGCCGCAAGUGGACCAGGUUAUGGCAUAAACUAUCCAAUUCGUCACGGACAAAUUGAUAACUGGGAUCAUAUGGAAAGAUUCUGGUCCAAUUCGAUAUUCAAAUAUCUCCGCGUUGAGCCAGAAGAUCAUUACUUUCUAUUAACAGAACCGCCACUCAAUCCACCCGAGAAUCGUGAGAAUACUGCCGAAAUUAUGUUCGAAUCCUUCAAUUGCGCUGGUCUAUACAUUGCCGUCCAAGCUGUACUCGCGUUGGCCGCAUCGUGGACUUCAUCUAAAGUUUCUGAUCGAUCCUUGACUGGAACCGUGAUUGAUUCUGGAGACGGUGUAACACACGUAAUUCCUGUUGCAGAAGGAUACGUCAUUGGAUCAUCAAUUAAAUCAAUUCCUAUCGCUGGUCGAGACAUUACAUACUUCAUUCAAUCCUUACUUCGAGACAGAGGUGAACCGGACUCCUCAUUGAAGACUGCCGGCGAAAUCAAAGAAAAAUACUGUUACGUUUGCCCAGAUAUUGUUAAGGAAUUUGGCCGUUUCGACCGCGACCCUACGAGAUUCGAGAAGCAUACUGUUACCCAGCCCGGCGGGCGUCAAGUAACUGUUGAUGUUGGUUACGAACGAUUCCUUGCACCAGAAAUCUUCUUCAAUCCAGAAAUUCACUCCUCCGAUUUCUUGACUCCACUUCCAACAGUGGUCGACGGCGUCAUUCAAUCUUCGCCUAUCGAUGUUCGUCGUGGACUGUACAAGAACAUUGUCUUAUCUGGGGGAAGUACAUUAUACAAAGAUUUUGGUCGCAGGUUACAACGUGAUAUCAAACAUUUGGUGGAUGACAGAAUUAGAGCCAGCGAAGCACGAAGUGGUGGCGCAAGGAGUGGAGGUUUGGAAGUUCAAGUCAUUUCCCAUAAGAGACAACGACAUGGUCCAUGGUUCGGUGGUAGUCUUUUGGGUCAAACCCCCGAGUUCAGAUCUUAUUGUCACACUAAAGCAGAGUAUGAUGAGAUAGGUCCAAGCAUUGUCCGAAGAUUUGCUUUGUUGGGAGGACCAGGAGGAUCAGCCAAGUCUGAGCCUCAUACUCACGUGACCAUUGUAAUUGCGGGGUUGACAAUCGUUGGAACUUCACGACGUGACAUCAAGUCCAGCGAUAGAACUUCCCCAAACCACGUCUCUUCACGGAAGUCUGGCCCGCACACUUUCCAAGAUAUCGCCAAAUUAUCUGUAACUCUCACAACCAAGGAUCGUCUAAACACAAGUUACAAUUGCAACUGGAUCACAAUUGAAAAGACAGUCGCAACCAUGGAGACAGUCGCAUCCAAUAUUCCACUCCCUACAAAUGAGGAUCUCUCACCUACAGAGCAAGAUUUGUUGGAUGAGUAUGAGCGCUUGGCAGAGAAUAUGAAGACUCUCGCGCACACUCUCGAAACAAUGUCCAAUAAUCCCACAGCCUAUAUCCUCGAUAAUCUGCGCCAGUUGGAGCGGAAAACAAGUUUAGUAUUUACGUUGUUGAAAGCGAGUGUUUAUAGUAUUGUGCUGCAGCAACAGAUUAGUGAGGAGAGGAAUGGUGAUGGUGGAGGGGAGGGGAGUGAGGAGGGGGAUUAUGAAUAA
Molecule: messenger RNA, 1994 nt
Organism: Botrytis porri
Lineage: Eukaryota; Fungi; Ascomycota; Leotiomycetes; Helotiales; Sclerotiniaceae
Exons: 9
Coding region: 129-1994 (621 amino acids)
Biological process (GO): Arp2/3 complex-mediated actin nucleation; attachment of spindle microtubules to kinetochore
Cellular component (GO): DASH complex; Arp2/3 protein complex; mitotic spindle
Molecular function (GO): actin filament binding
Source: RefSeq, a predicted model, not a curated record